UUGAAUUUCGUACGUAAAGCCAGCCGGAGGAGCAGUAAUCGAAAGGGAGCCAUGUUGGUCAAGGUCUUAAUGCUCGCAUUGCUCGCGGUCCUGAGCCAGGCGAAGCCCCAGCUGCUGGUCACGACGCCAGUGAGUUAUGCCACCGGAGCGGGAGGCGCUUGGCUGGCUCCUUCCUCCGCCUACUAUCCAUCGUACGCGUAUGCCAGCUAUCCGGCCUACGCGGCGUAUGCGUAUGCACCGGUUUAUGGCGCAUACGCCUCGUAUCCCUACUACCCGUAUCUAAGGCGGUGAAUCUGAUGCCUGUUGCUGUUGUCCUUUCAGAUAGCUAACUUAUGCGUUCAGUGAAUUUGUAGUUAUUCGUACUACAAGGAGACAUGGGCAUUUCGGAAUGUUCCACAAAUUAUAGGACGUGUAAUUUAAUUAAGAUAUGCAACGUUUUAUCUUAUUUCAUCUAAGUAAAUAACUUCUUUUAAGGUUUUCUUGUUGAACAAUGCUGUUAAAUUUUCUGACAUGUAAUCUAUAAUAAAGCUCAAUAUAAAGUGCUUCAAACAAUCA
Molecule: messenger RNA, 555 nt
Organism: Drosophila rhopaloa
Lineage: Eukaryota; Metazoa; Arthropoda; Insecta; Diptera; Drosophilidae
Exons: 2
Coding region: 52-291 (79 amino acids)
Source: RefSeq, a predicted model, not a curated record